UUGUAAGAUCUCUCUCUCUCUCUCUCUCACUCUCCCUCCCUGCGUGCGACAAUGGCUCUCCUCGCGAAGACCGCCCGCCUCUCGCCGCACCUCCGCGCCCUCUCCCUCCACACCACCGCCCCUUCCCUCUCCGCCGCCGCGGCGGCGGCCGGCGGCGGGGCCGCGCCCACUCCGGCCCCCUACGCCCGCGCCCCGCCUCCCUCCGCCUCCUCGCCGCCCCCGGGCCUCUCCAAGGCGGCGGAGUACGUGAUCUCCAAGGUGGACGACCUCAUGAACUGGGCCCGCCGCGGCUCCAUCUGGCCCAUGACCUUCGGCCUCGCCUGCUGCGCCGUCGAGAUGAUGCACACCGGCGCCGCCCGGUACGAUCUCGACCGCUUCGGCAUCAUCUUCAGGCCCAGCCCUCGCCAGUCCGAUUGCAUGAUCGUCGCCGGCACGCUCACCAACAAGAUGGCUCCUGCUCUCCGCAAGGUUUAUGACCAAAUGCCGGAGCCGAGGUGGGUAAUCUCUAUGGGAAGCUGUGCUAAUGGUGGUGGUUACUACCACUAUUCCUACUCCGUCGUUCGUGGUUGUGACAGGAUCGUCCCUGUUGACAUCUAUGUUCCUGGUUGCCCUCCUACUGCUGAGGCCUUGCUUUAUGGUCUACUCCAGCUGCAGAAGAAGAUCAACAGGCGCAAGGAUUUCCACGUCUGGUGGACCAAAUGAGGCUCUUGUAGUUGUUUAUGUUCCUGGAAGCUUCGGUUGUGUCCUUAUUGGAUGAUAAAUAAGAUCGUGGUGGCUUUUCCUACCUUGGUAAAUGGUAUGUAAAAGCGAAAGACUUGGGAAUCACCGUGACCAUGAUUUUGGGGUGUUCUUUAUGGCAAAUUACUGAUGCAUUACAAA
Messenger RNA from Syzygium oleosum, 879 nucleotides. RefSeq lists its product as uncharacterized. The record is from RefSeq and is a predicted model, not a curated record. Lineage: Eukaryota; Viridiplantae; Streptophyta; Magnoliopsida; Myrtales; Myrtaceae. Gene Ontology annotation, molecular function: NADH dehydrogenase (ubiquinone) activity; 4 iron, 4 sulfur cluster binding; quinone binding. Gene Ontology annotation, biological process: mitochondrial respiratory chain complex I assembly; aerobic respiration; electron transport coupled proton transport.